AGUCUCCUGGAAAGGGCACCUCUGCUUAUGCUCAGUACAGGGAGAACAUUAGCAGGGAGGCAAAGUCUGCUCCCCAUGACAUCUGCUGUCCCUUCUUGGACAUUCUAUUGUCUCCUAGAGAGUUCUGGCAUCCUCUGUGAUGUCACCAGUGUUGUAGUGACAACCAGUGCCCUAGUUUCUCUCAUACUGAGUCUGGCGGUUACAAGCUAAGUCAUGUUUUCCCGUCUUCGCAAGCGUUUUGGGAGGGGGAACGUCGAUUGUGGACAGACUAGAGUGAAGGAAUCUGGCCUUUCGUCUCAAAGUAAUGAUGGACAAAGACAGCACUUCUGGGGAAUGUUUAAUGCUGGGAGAGAAACAUCUUCCCCUGAAACUGCCCCAAGUGAGAAUCAGGCCAAGAAGGAAAAAGAGAGGCUGAUUAAAGAGCUGCAGCUCAUUACGGAGGAGAGAAAUGACCUGAGAGAUCGCCUGAGGUUUCUGACAGAGAGAUCCAUGAAGAACAGGCCACACUUCAGGCCAAAUCCAUAUUAUGAAGACCUGGAGAGAAUGGAGGAGGCGGUCAUGUCAAUUCUGCACAACUUAGAGAUGGAGAACACUGAGAUCCAUGAGAACAACCAUAAGCUGAAGAAGGAGAUUACCUUCUCUAGAAACCUGCUCAGCCAGCUCCUGAUGGAGAACACAUGCAGGAAGAAGUUGGUCCCACGGAAGCAGGGGAGCAAGGAGGGACAUCUUGAGUGUGCACUGAACCAGAAAUAUUUGGUUGACUUCAACAAGAAAGAUAAAGACCAGCAACGUCCAGACCCAGCACCAUCUGGUCUCAGAAAGUGCAAGAGAGCUGGAAUUGGACACACAGCAGUAAGAGAGCUUCCUGAAGAAUAAGUUGCUUUCUCAGGAGUCCCUGAUGACAAACAUCCUGAACGAAAACACCACUUGAGAGACAACUUGGGGGACCACCUUUCAUUAUGUGUGCUAGAGGAGAAACAGCAAUACAUCUGUGCUUCUAAAUGUUCGUUAAGAAUAUGCUGUUUAGAAAUAUUUUUGUUAUGAUUUUAAUUGAAGUUUUCUUUUUGUUGUUUCAUAUUAAUAUGUUCUUGUUACUGUUUUUCACUUUCCAAUAUUUUUAAAUAUUUUUAUUCAUUCAUUUUAAUCCUGUUUUGUUGUAAAAAUGUAUUCAUUAUGAAUAAAUAUUGAUUUCUAUCUCUUGA
This is a messenger RNA of Rattus norvegicus (Norway rat), 1202 nucleotides long. RefSeq lists its product as uncharacterized. The record is from RefSeq and is a predicted model, not a curated record. Lineage: Eukaryota; Metazoa; Chordata; Mammalia; Rodentia; Muridae.